This is a messenger RNA of Triticum aestivum (bread wheat), 2187 nucleotides long. RefSeq names its product MAP7 domain-containing protein 1. Bases 138 to 1277 code for a protein of 379 amino acids. NCBI's taxonomy places the organism in Eukaryota, Viridiplantae, Streptophyta, Magnoliopsida, Poales, Poaceae. The transcript has 7 exons. Gene Ontology annotation, molecular function: sequence-specific double-stranded DNA binding. Gene Ontology annotation, biological process: regulation of transcription by RNA polymerase II. Gene Ontology annotation, cellular component: nucleus. The record is from RefSeq and is a predicted model, not a curated record.
AAAGCCCAUCGAGCCAGCGGCAGUCCACAACCCCCCCUUCGCGUCCUUCCCCAGUCACGUCAUGCCCUAGGCUAGGGCGCCGUCGCCGCCAUCUCCACCGCACCAGUGGUGCGGCACCACCUCCCGCUUCCAAUCCCAUGGAGCCACCGUCGCCGUCGUGUUUCUCGAAGAGGCCGUCGUCCAAGGACAUCGCCGGCGACCGAGCCAAGCCUUGCGAGGAUGACUCCUCUGCUCUCUCCCCUAUCCUGCCGACGCCCUCUUCGGCUCCUGCUCCUCCGCCGCCGUCAAAGGGGAUAGCCGGGGACCAAGCCGAGCCCUGCGUGGCUGCUCCCUCCCCGAUCCCGGUGAUGGCCUCUUCGGCCCCUGCUCCCCCGCCUCCUCCUAUUCUACCCCAAGAUUUGAUGGAAGUUACCAUGGGUGAUGUCGACGACCAAAUGGUGUUGACGAUCGACAAGCAAGCUGAAAAGUGGGAAGCCAUGGAGCAGGAACAACAUGUGUGGAAUGCUAUCGAUGAGGAACGGAAAUUAGAAAGGCAGAAGGAAAAACGAAGGCAUAAGGAGAGAAAGAAAAGCCUGGAAGAGAAGAGGAAAGAGAAGAGAGAAGAGAAGAGGAAGAAGCAAGAGAAGAAGAGGAAAAACCAGGAGGAGGAGGAGGAGUUGCAGGGGAAGAGGAAACAUGCUCGUUCAAUGAACUGUUCUGAAUUUGUUCAAGGAGCUACAACAGAGGGGCUACAGAGACAAGAUUCUCCACCUAUGACACAUAGUCAAAGAGCGACAAGAUCAUCAUUGGUAAGGUCACCGGUGGCGAGCACGUGGAGAUCUUCCCUUGGUCUUCUAGCAAGAGUUGCAGCCUCAAAAAGGGGCAGGUCUCCCUCAACGAGGAUUGCAAGUUCCCCAUUGGAGGAGAGGGCAAAUUCGUCCACGAGAUCACCAUCUAUCUUAGGAUCCCCUUCUCCAGUGACUACUCCAUUUGGAGGCUCAAAAAUUAAUCAUCCACAUGUCCGCAAGACAAGAAGGCUAACUUCUGCUGUUUGGAGGGAUUUCAAACCAAUUUAUCGUCAUAAGAUACUUGUCAAAGCUCAGUGCAAGCACUGUCAUGAAGUGUUUCAAGCUGGACGAGAUGUUGGCACAAGUGGUGUAAGAAGACACUUGGCUGCUUGCGAAAAAAGAAGGAAGCUUCAACAAAGGAUGAAGUCGUUCAAGCAAUGGUUGGAGAGAUGCAAAAAAAGUUUGAUAAGUAUUGGAUGGAAUCAUAUUUGCCAAACUGUAUUCCUGUGAUCCUUGAUCCGCGAUUUAAACUUUGCUUCAUCGAGUUUCGACUAAAACAAGCUUUUGGUCCAGAUGUAGAAAGACACUUGCUUGCAGUGAAAGAAGUUCUUGACAACCUUUUCGAAGAAUAUUCUUCACAAAUGACGGAUGCAUUGGAUGAGUCAGCACCCCGAAAAUUUUUUGAUGAGGUUGUGAAUGAAGAGAAUGAUCCGUUGGCGGAUUGGGACCAACACUUGAAUAAGAAGCAACGCCAAACUGCUAGUGAGCUUGCCAGAUACUUAGAAGAAGACACAUUCACUCGCACGGAGGAUUUCAACAUUCUUCAAUGGUGGCAUCUUCACUCGUCUAAGUAUCCCAUCCUUUCUUGUAUAGCUCGUGAUGUUCUUGCUGUACAAGCUUCCGUCGAUCGUCAGAGUCAGCUUUCAGUACUGGAAAGCGUUUGAUCAGCGAUUACAGAAGUAGAUUGUGCAGCGAGACAGUGGAAGCCUUAAUCUGCCUUCAAGAUUGGUUUAGAUGUAAUGAUAAGCAUGCCAAUGCUCCUGAUCAAGGUCACUACUAUUAACUGAGGUUGAGAUGUUUCUGGAGAAAAAAUCAGUUGAGCUGACCGAAGAUGAGGCCAGUCUUGGGACCAUUCUGAUUCCGAUUAAUCAAGUGAAAGACCAGUGAGCAUAGCUUGGUGUACAAAGGUCGUCCGACAUAAAGCUGACAGAAGAAUGGAAGAUGCUCUUAGCUGAUAGUUUUAUCAUUUGGUGCCGUUUUGAGUCUAGGACUCUAGGUGCUUUCUGUUAAUUUUGGGAUAUGGAGGAUGGGGAGUGUGUUGCAUAUUCCUUUUUGUUCACAUACAUAAGAUAUUUCUGCUGCUUUGAUAGGCGUUUUUAGUUAAGUUGCCGCUGCAUGUUCCAUUAACAGCGAUAUCACA